Molecule: messenger RNA, 1640 nt
Organism: Varanus komodoensis (Komodo dragon)
Lineage: Eukaryota; Metazoa; Chordata; Lepidosauria; Squamata; Varanidae
Product: zinc finger protein 501-like
Exons: 3
Coding region: 216-1640 (474 amino acids)
Biological process (GO): regulation of transcription by RNA polymerase II
Molecular function (GO): RNA polymerase II cis-regulatory region sequence-specific DNA binding; DNA-binding transcription factor activity, RNA polymerase II-specific
Source: RefSeq, a predicted model, not a curated record
CGACCGACCGGAGGCACCAUAGGGAGAAGGUGGCAUCGCAGCCCGUCCGGGUCGGCUGGCGCCCAAGCGGAGCCGGACGUCGAGGCUGCGCGGGGUGCCGUUCGUGCUUCUCCGUGGACUGCGGAACCUCCGCUUGGGCUUUGGCCUCCUCGCGAGUUGGCCCGGCCGGGCGCCCAGGAGAUGAGCCGCAUUGUCCUCAUUCUCAAGAGCCGGGCAUGAGCUCCUCAAGAACAGCCACCCAUGAAAUGGAGGAAGGCAGCUUUGGGGACCGAGCAGCGUCCAGGAAGCAGGAGAAAAGCAAACCAGGGAAUGGGAAGGAUACCUGUUGCCUUAAACAAGCUGGUGACUUUCAUCAAAUUCCAGUCCAGCAGGAACAUCACAGGGGAAAGGGAGAUAACAGGUGCCCAUCAUGUGGAAAAACAUUCUCUUCCAAAUCAAAACUUAACUCACAUCUCAGGACUCACACUGGAGAGAAACCAUAUAAAUGCAGGGCAUGUGAUAAGAGCUUCAGCCACAGCACACACCUUACCUCACAUCAGAGAAGCCACACGGGAGAGAAACCAUAUACAUGCUUGGAUUGUGGGAAGAGCUUCAGUCAGACUUCAAUGCUCACUAAACAUCAGAGAACACACACAGGGAAGAAGCCAUAUAAAUGCUUGGAGUGUGGAAAAAGCUUUACUCAGGGGUCACAUCUUACUAAACAUCAGCAAAUCCACACAGGAGAGAAAUGUUAUAAGUGUUCGGAGUGCAGCAGGAGCUUCCGUCAAAGAACACACCUGAUGUCACAUCAAAAAACACAUACAGGAGAAAAACUAUUUAAUUGCUUGGAAUGUGGAGAGGGUUUUUCUCAGAGUGCACUGCUGAAUAAACAUCAAAUGAUUCACAAAGGAGAAAAACCAUACAAAUGUUUGGAGUGUGAAAGGAGCUUCAGUCAGAACAAGCACCUUAUUUCUCAUCAAAGAAUUCAUACAGGGGAAAAACCAUACAGAUGCUUGGAGUGUGGAAAGAGUUUCAGUCAGAACUCAGGUCUUACCUCACAUCAAAAAAUACACACUGGAGAGAAACCCUAUAAAUGCUUGGAGUGUGGAAAGAACUUCAGUCAUAGUGCACAGCUAACGCAACAUCAAAGAAUUCACACGGGGGAAAAACCAUAUGUAUGUUUGGAAUGUGCCAGGAGCUUCAGUACUAGCACAGGCCUCAUUUCACAUAAGAGAGUUCACACAGGGGAGAAACCAUAUAAAUGCUUGGAGUGUGGAAAGAGUUUCAGUCAUAGCACGUACCUUACUUUACACAAGAGAAUUCACACAGGGGAAAAACCAUACAAAUGCUUGAAGUGUGGAAAGACCUUCAGUCAGAAUGCACACCUGACUUCUCAUCAGAGACUCCAUACAGGAGAGAAGCCAUAUAAAUGCUUGGAAUGUGGAAGGACCUUCACUCAGAGCUCACACCUCACUUUACAUAACAGAAGCCACACAGGAGAGAAACCUUAUAAAUGCCUGUCAUGUGGAAAGAGCUUCAGUAAUAGCACAUACCUCACUUGCCAUCAAAGAAUCCAUACAGGGGAAAAGCCAUAUACAUGCUUUGAGUGUGGGAAGAGCUUCAGGCUCUGCAGUGGGAGUGUGGUGCUUGGGGGUGACUGA